AUGGUCGCCCACAGGUUCCACCAGUACCAGGUGGUGGGUCGCGCGCUGCCGACCCCCGGCGAUGAGCAGCCCAAGAUCUACCGCAUGAAGCUCUGGGCCACCAACGAGGUCCGCGCCAAGUCCAAGUUCUGGUACUUCCUGAGGAAGCUCAAGAAGGUGAAGAAGGCCAACGGCCAGAUGCUCGCCAUCAACGAGAUCUUUGAGAAGAACCCCACCACCAUCAAGAACUACGGCAUCUGGCUGCGCUACCAGAGCAGGACCGGUUACCACAACAUGUACAAGGAGUACCGCGACACGACCCUGAACGGCGGCGUGGAGCAGAUGUACACGGAGAUGGCGUCACGGCACCGCGUGCGUGCCCCCUGCAUCCAGAUCAUCAAGACUGCGACGGUGGACUUCAAGCUGUGCAAGAGGGACAACACGAAGCAGUUCCACAACUCCAAGAUCAAGUUCCCGCUGGUGUACCAGAAGGUUCGCCCACCCACCCGCAAGCUCAAGACCACCUACAAGGCGACGAGGCCCAACCUGUUCAUGUGA
Molecule: messenger RNA, 537 nt
Organism: Triticum turgidum subsp. durum (durum wheat)
Lineage: Eukaryota; Viridiplantae; Streptophyta; Magnoliopsida; Poales; Poaceae
Source: the annotation of a GenBank genome assembly